This is a messenger RNA of Nicotiana tabacum (common tobacco), 1708 nucleotides long. Its product is annotated as chromo domain protein LHP1-like. The record is from RefSeq and is a predicted model, not a curated record. Gene Ontology annotation, cellular component: nucleus. Gene Ontology annotation, biological process: heterochromatin formation. NCBI's taxonomy places the organism in Eukaryota, Viridiplantae, Streptophyta, Magnoliopsida, Solanales, Solanaceae.
UACCUUUUUUUUGUUUCUUACAACAGUCCUUUCACACAGAAGACUGCAAGCUGAAAACAAACUUAGAGAGAGAGAGAGAGAGAGAGAUGAAAGGAGGGAAACAGAACUCCGACGCCGUCGCCGGCGACAAUGGUGUCAGUUCUGAGCAGCCAUCCACCGGUGCCUCACAAGCUGAGCAGCAAGAAAGAGAUGGGGAUGCUGGCGAAGAGGAUGAAGAUGUGGGAAAGGAGUAUGAAGAGAAACUCGAAGAAGAGGAAUUAGCUGAUGUGGAAAAACCAAAGCUUGCUGAAGGCUUUUAUGAGAUUGAGGAUGUGUGGAGAAAGAGGGUUCGAAAGGGCAAAGUUCAGUAUCUAAUCAAAUGGCGAGGCUGGCCGGAGAGUGCAAACACAUGGGAACCUGUGGAGAAUCUAAUGACAUGCUAUGAUGUUAUUGACGCAUUUGAAGAGAGCUUGCGGUCAGGGAAACAACGAUUGGCACGUAAGCGUAAGCGGCAGCAUGGGGUUACUCACACUCAAAUAAAAAAGCAGCAGCAGCAGCAGCAGUGUUCCCCUGCAGCUGCUACAAAUGAUGUGCCUGCAGUGAAGGUUAGCAUAAUGGAGGAACCUAUGCCCUCAUCUCCUCUGGCUAGCUUGGAUGCUAUUAAUCAUGUGGAUAGUAGUGGUAGUGGUUUGAAUGAUAUCCAAGUGGACGGAGUGGCGAACGACAAUGAUUUGAAUUUUGAUUCCUCUAUAAAAGAAAUUAAUGAGAAAAAUGAAUUGGAUUUAAAGCUUAGUGAAUUAAAGGGAGGGAUAGCAACAAAAGAGACAUCUGUGGAUAGAUCUGGUGAUGGCCUUACAAGUGGAUUUUCAGCAGCCAAUGGAACAGAAUCACUUCAAUCUGGUCGUUGUACCGGAGCUAAAAGGAGGAAGCCUGCUUCUGUUCGGAGGUUUAAACCGGAAACUGCCUCAGGUGUAAUGAAUGAUUCCCAAGAUGCUUUACCAAAUGCUACUAGUGGCCCUUUUGUUGCAUUCACGAAGGAAGGAAUUCACAAUCAUGGAUUUGUGGGCAAUGCUUUGGGUUGCAAAAAUAAGUGGGAUGAUUCCAAAGAUGCCUGUGCCAUAACAGAAAUUAUAAAGCCUAUGAGCUAUUCGGCAUCUGUAUCGAGUGAUUUUCAGGAUGUGUCCGUGACCUUUUUAGCUAAGAGGUCUGAUGGAAAGGAAGUUAUGGUGGAUAACAAGUUUCUGAAGAUGAAUAAUCCACUUGUGUUGAUAAACUUUUAUGAGCAAAAUCUUCGAUAUCAUCCCACACAAUGAGUGCGCUUCUGCGGAGGUGGAACUGUUGUCGCCCGACUUGUCUCUAUGUAUAGAGUAGCAACAGGCUGUAGGUAUUAAACCUGUUAGAGUAUUUAUUAGGGAGGUUAGUAAAGCACUAGAGUUAUGCUGCAUAUUAUGGGAAACCCUGCAUUAGCUUCAGCUGAUUUUUCAAAAAAAAAAAGGUAGACUUUAAAGGUUGUAUUUCUAGAGUAUAACCCAAUAGAUGCAUUGUAAAUGACGAUAAUAUUCUUUUGUUAUCUUAGGUGGCAAAACCAUUAUAAGUUUUGUAGUUCAAUAGCAUUAAUAUGGAAUGCAGACAUCCGCAAAUGUUUGUGGCAUUGCUCUGCUGGUGGCCAUUGUAUGUAAAUGAACAGAAGGGAGGAUGAUUGAUAAUCUAGCUGAUCGAGUUUGCUUAA